This is a messenger RNA of Anneissia japonica, 3516 nucleotides long. RefSeq names its product G-protein coupled receptor 54-like. Bases 502 to 1569 code for a protein of 355 amino acids. Lineage: Eukaryota; Metazoa; Echinodermata; Crinoidea; Comatulida; Comatulidae. Gene Ontology annotation, molecular function: G protein-coupled receptor activity. Gene Ontology annotation, biological process: G protein-coupled receptor signaling pathway. Gene Ontology annotation, cellular component: membrane. The transcript is spliced from 4 exons. The record is from RefSeq and is a predicted model, not a curated record.
GGACGGACAGUUCCACUGAAUCACCGGAUUUUUGCAUUCUAUGGCGAGCCGAAUUGUCACAGUUUUAAGUAUAUAGAUAUCUAUUUUAAAUAGAGAUAUCAUUAUUUUAGAUAGAGACUCUAUUUUAAAUGGAGGUAUCUUAGUUUUAAAGAGAUAUCUAUUUUAAAUACAGAUGUCUAUAGUUUUGAAUAGAGAUAAUAUAUCUAUUUUAAAUAGGGAUAGGCCUAUCUUAGUUAAAACAAGAAGGUAUAACAUUAUUUUUAUACCUCCUUGGUUAAAACUAAGAAUCAAAAUUUAGAUAUCUAUUUAAAACUAAGAUGUCUCUAUUUUGAUUAAAUGAAAAUUCGGCUUUCCAUACAUUCACAGCAGGAGGAAUUGAAGUGAGGAUAUCGUAGUCUGUUUCAUGUUGGCAUAUCUCUUGCAGCUUUUGAGAGAUGACAGUACAGCUGACCGACUUCGAGAGUAUUAUCUCUGGAGAUCAAGUAUAAGCCUAUAGUAAAAAUGAUGGCCGAAUUCAAUAUAAGCAACGAAACAGAUGUACAAUGUAUCAAACAUAAAGGAAUUGAUCAGUUGCUUGUGCCUAUUGUCUUCAUGACUAUAACAUGUAUUGGCGUCAUUGGUAAUGGAUUGGUUAUCUACGUCAUCGUCAAGAAUAAAGCAAUGAAGACUGCGACAAACUACUACAUCUUGAACCUUGCUAUCACGGAUGUGGCCUUUCUCAGUUUCUGUGCACCUCUCACAGCCGCAAUGUAUAUAUCUGCUGAGUGGUUAUAUGGAAGAUUCUUGUGCAAGUUUUUUUAUUACAUGAUGCAGGUCACUGCACAAGCUACUUGCCUGACAUUGACUGCCAUGAGCUUAGAUCGCUUCCAGGUCAUCGUAUGGCCUCUAAAAUCUCUCAAGGGCAGAAGCACCGCCGUUGCUAGGGUCGGAAACAUCGUUGUCUGGACAGUGUCUGGUUUUGCAUCACUACCAGUGGCGUUUUACUAUGAUGUCAUCUACAAUCGUUUUGCGUGCUUUGAUGUAUGCUUUGAAAAUUGGCCAAGCACGUACUGGAAGACCGGUUACACUAUAUACAGCGCAUUCGCCUUGUACAUCAUACCUGUGGUAGUGAUAAGUGUUUGUUAUUCAGUGAUGCUCCGGGUUCUGUGGCGUCAAAGGAUUCCUUUGGACGAGCAACACCAUUCUAUCAAAUCAAAAACUCUGUACCAAAAACGAAAAAUUACCCGGAUGGUGUUGGCAGUUGUCAUUUUGUUCGUUGUGUGCUGGUUGCCGCAACAUGUCUUGGUUCUUUGGAUCAGACUGGACUCUGGCUUUCCAUAUGGAAUUGCAACUUAUACUUUAAAAACUACAGCACACAUUAUGGCUUACUUGAAUUCGUGCGUAAAUCCGUUUGUAUAUGCAUUUAUGGGAGAGAAUUUUAGAAACUACUUCAGAAAAGCAUUUCCAAUCUGUUGCAAGCAGAGUGAUGUUGUUCCAGAUACUAGAGUUCUUAGACCGACGACGAAAUACACAAGAGAGAAUGGGGCGCGGUUUAGCUCCCGUUUCGCGUUUAACACGACGUGGAAAUAAAUAAAGUAUGUAGUUAUUCCGAUUUCGGAAUGUCCGUUGUCGCUGCAAAAACUGAAAACUCAAGAGUUGUGUAGGCCUACUACACAAUAUACGGUACGCAAUUUUGAAGUUUUGCGUUUUUAUGAUCACGCAAUAACACAUUUUGACGGUAGUUAUGUGAUGUAGUUCCACUGACAUUGAACUGAAAGGGCAUUAUUUGAGUAGGCCUAUGUCCUAUCCAUGUUACACCAAACCCCCCCCCCCAAAAAAAAACCAAAAAAAAAAAACGCCUCCCUCGAAUAAACGGCUCCCUCAAAUAAACGCCCCUCAAAAACCCUUCUCAAAACUCCCCUGGGCGUUUAUUCCAAUUAAAUACGGUAUUUAAAAAUCGGAAUAUCUACGCCUUAAUACAGAAUGCCUACUAUAAAUCUGAGUGAGCAGCGCAACACAAUUAUUUUGUAGUUAUAUUGUAUAGUACGCAAACAACACCAGAAGUGUUUGCGGCUGGUGCAGAUAAUUCAAAAUCGGGGUAAUGCAUAGUGUGUAGGCUUGACAGUCAUAGCCUAUAAAAUUAACAAGGCACUAAUAGGAAAGACAGGAGUGGGGAGAAUUAAACAGGAAAUUAAUUUACAGUAAAUAUUUUAAAUUGGCGUCAUCAUCAAUAGAACAAAAAUGAACCAAACAGCGAAUUCUUCCCAAAAUAGACGGAUACGGUACUUUACCGAAACAUGAAUCAUUUUCUUCUACAUAAAAAAUGACAGUGAAUGUGUAUGUAUGUAAAAAGCAUUACCAAAAGACUUCUCGUGUGUAUAUAUAUAAUUACGUAUGUAAUAAAGCUAAAAAAUUAAAUUAUCAAUCUCCUUGUCCAUAGUAAACGAAAGGUCAUACAGUACUGAAAAAAAAUACAAAAGAAAAUACAUUCUCCUGUCCUGAAAAUUUGUAACUAUGAUGUAGGCCUAUUGGUUAAGUGCUUCACGUAUGUUUUUGAGUGACAGGAUCUGUGUGAUUAAUGUUAACGUAUGUCCAGAGACUAAUCACAUCAUCGUAUCGACUAAUGGGUGACUAAAACAGAAAUUUGAUGUGCCACGAUGCUUCAAAAAUAAAUUCAUAAAAGGUUUGUUAUCUAUAGAGAAAAUUUAAUUACUGUUUGAGAGAAACUGAAAACAAAAUGAAAAUAAAAAUCAUGUACACUCGGCAUAAUUAUAAAAUAUUAAAUUUAUUACAUUUUUUCGUUGACCGAUGGUUAUAAUAUAUUUAGAUUGUUCCAAAGUGACUUAAAUUCCCAUACACAAUUAAUUAAAUAGAGUGUUUACCUAUAAUAAUAUUAUUAAUAAUAAUAAUAAUAAUAAUAAUAAUAAUAAUAAUAAUAAUAAUAAUAGGCCUAAUAAUAAUAAUAAUAAUAAUAAUAAUAAUAAUAAUAAUAAUAAUAAUAAUAUAUAAUACCAUCAUAAUCCAUUUUAUAUGAUAGUGUUUCAAAUUCACAAUACUAAUAAUUACGAUCAUAUGACUUUCUUAAUAUUUAUUUUUUAUGUUCAUUACUUUUAUGGUGAUCAUCUAGGCUUAUUCUUCAUUCCAGUGUAGAAUGAACAUUCAAGCAUGUACGUUGCAUUUUUAACUAAUAUAAUACUAUUGAUAGUAAAUCUUGACUUCCAUUGAUGUCUGUUAUCUAUAAUUUUUAUUAUACAAUAUAUUCUAAUUUGGUUAUAUAUGUUUUUCUAGUAUUUCCAUAUUUAUGCCAACAUAUAUUAAUAUGUAAGAGGGGAAAUGUCUAAAUCUGCUUGCCUUUGCAGGUAAAUGUGUUUUGGAAUUUGGUGUCUAUGUUUAAGCUCUGCAAAAACGGUUUAAUGGGUUUGAUAACUUAUAAAAUUUUCUUUCAUGCGUUUUGUAAAUAAGAAAGGUGGCUAACAUUAAUUAAUUGACAUGAUGCUUAUAAUUUAUAUUGGGAAUUAAAUUCAUUCUGAUAUCUAU